This is a messenger RNA of Culex quinquefasciatus (southern house mosquito), 5670 nucleotides long. RefSeq lists its product as uncharacterized. The transcript has 3 exons. Gene Ontology annotation, biological process: DNA integration. The record is from RefSeq and is a predicted model, not a curated record. Gene Ontology annotation, molecular function: nucleic acid binding. Lineage: Eukaryota; Metazoa; Arthropoda; Insecta; Diptera; Culicidae. The coding region runs from base 1 to 5670 and encodes 1889 amino acids.
AUGAACAACCUCACUGGCUAUUGCUGCGGGAUCUGCAAGGCUGCGGUGGAAAAGGACGGUGAUCUGCCCUUCUGCGACCACUGCCAGCAAUUCUUCCACUACGAGUGCGCGCAGCUCGAGAAGGGCGUCAAGGACGAUUCCUGGAGGUGCCCCAACUGCGCGGCCGAAAUGGAAGUCACCCAGGUCAUCGUGAAGUUUGACGACCUGGAAAAGACCCUGCUGGAGCUGGAAGCUGAAGCGAAGCGCCAGGAGGAGAGAAUCGUCGCGGAACAACAGCUGCACAAACGUCGCCUGGAGCUGCAACAGCAAACACAGCAGCGUCAACAAGAGGCCGAAAGGCAGAUGCUGGCCCUUGAGCAGCAGCUCAUGGAGCAACAACUCGCUGCCGAGAAGCAGUUCCAGGAACAGCAGAAGAAGAAUAAAGAAGAUUUCGAGGCCAAGAUGGCACAACUCAAGGCCGAGGCAAAGAGCACGGCUGGCCCCAGCGGAAUCUCAACGCCGCUCCGGCAUCCGGGAGUUACGAUUCCAGAAGUACCCAAACCAAAACCGACUCCGAUACCGGCGGACUCAGGUGAAGAGGGUAACGGCAACGAAGGAGACGAGUCCGGCUCGGACACAAGCCUAACGGGUACGGAAUCCAGUUCGUCGGGCGAUGAGCGGGAAAAAGAACCACCCAAGCAGCUACGGGGGCCAACGAAGGCGCAGCUUACUGCCCGCCAGUUCUUGGCCAGAAAACUGCCCGUAUUCACUGGACGCUGCGAAGAGUGGCCAAUGUUUAUAAGCAGCUACGAGACGUCGAACCUGGCCUGCGGAUUUUCGAACGUCGAGAACCUCGCCAGACUGCAAGACAGCAUUCGGGAGCCAGCGUUGACCAACGUGCGCAGCCUACUGUUGCUGCCCGAGAAGGUCCCGGCGGCGAUCGAAACUCUACGCAUGCUGUACGGCCGGCCCGAACAGCUGCUCAACACGCUGCUGAUCAAAGUACGGAAGGCCGACUCUCCCAGGUCGGAUCGUCUGGAGUCGUUCAUUUACUUCGGCGUCGUGGUCCAGCAGCUCGUAGACCACCUCGAGGCCACCCACAUGAACGAUCACCUGGUCAACCCACUGUUGAUCCGAGAGCUGGUGGAGAAACUACCCGCCGGGUCGAAACUCGAAUGGAUUCGUUUCAAGAAGCUGAAGAAGCACGUCUCGCUCCGAACUUUCGCUGACUUCCUAUCGGACAUCGUGACCGACGCUAGCGAGGCCACACUGUUCACCGAACCGCAGCUGCAACAUCAGCCGCAGUCUCGCAGAGACGUCAAACCAAAAGCUGGAUCCAGAACGCACGAAAGCUACCUUCACACUCACGCUGCUGCGGAGAAUAGCGGAGACACAAACCAUGCCGGUGUAAACAACAAAAGACCAUGCAGGAUUUGUGAUCGCACCGACCAUCGAGUCCGCAACUGUGAGAAGUUCAAGCAGCUGAAAUUGGAGGAUCGUUUGGACGCAGUCAAGAAGUGGCAACUCUGCAAGCUGUGCCUGAAUGAGCACGGGUCUGUCCGCUGCCGGAUGAACUUCAGGUGCAACGUGGGAAACUGCAAGGAACGGCACAACGCACUUCUGCACAGCGACGUCCCUGCAACGGUCGUCAACUGCAACGCUCACGAUGUGCGGGCCAGACAGCCGGUGAUCUUCAGGAUGAUUCCGGUCACGCUGUACAACGGCGGCAGAUCGGUCAACAUUAUCGCGUUUCUGGACGAGGGAGCUUCGUACACGUUGGUGGACGAGUCCAUCACGAAGUUGCUGAACGUCCGCGGCGCAGUUCAACCGCUGCGCAUUAUGUGGACCGCUGGAGUUUCAAGGCUGGAGAAACAAUCGGAGAACGUCUGCCUGUCGAUCUCUGCCAGAGGGGUGUCGACUCAGUUCCAGAUCAAGAACGCCCACACCGUGAACGAGCUGAAGCUUCCGGAACAAACCGUGUGCUUCGCCGACGUCGUCAAGGAGUACAAUCAUCUGCACGAUCUCCCGGUGGCAGAUUACCGCGGCGCGCCGAAGAUCUUGAUUGGCUUGAAGGAUCUGCACCUGUACGCGCCUCUCGAGUCUCGCAUCGGCGGCGCUGGAGAACCAAUCGCUGUAAAGUCGAAACUUGGUUGGACGAUCUACGGUCCCCACGAGAACAACGCGCCAGCAGCUGGAUUCGUAGGUCAUCAUGCUUGUCACCAAGUCUCUAACCAAGACCUGCAUGAUCUCCUGAAGAACCAGUACCUCCUCGAGGAAACUGGCAUCUCCAUGGCGCUGCUGCCGGAGUCGGACGAGGACAAGCGAGCCAGGUCGAUUCUGGAGUCAACGACGGUGCGGAACGGAGAUCGAUACGAAACCGGCCUGUUAUGGAAAGCGGACGACACAAGUUUCCCCGACAGCUACGUGAUGGCGCUGAAAAGGUUGAAAUCUCUGGAAAGAAAGCUGCUGAAGAACGACUCGCUGUACGACAACGUGCGGCGCCAAAUCGUCGAGUAUCAACAGAAGGGCUACGCGCACAAGGCCUCCCAGCAAGAACUGGCUGCGUGCGAUCCGCGAAAGGUGUGGUACUUGCCGCUGAACGUGGUGACGCACCCCAAGAAGCCGGAGAAAGUACGCCUCGUGUGGGACGCGGCCGCUACUGUGGCGGGAGUCUCGCUCAACAGCCAGCUGCUCAAGGGGCCGGACAUGCUGACGUCGCUUCCUUCCGUGAUCUUCCGAUUCCGUGAACGUCCUGUCGGAUUUGGUGGUGAUAUCAGGGAAAUGUAUCACCAGCUGCGCAUACGGAAGGAGGAUACGAACGCCCAGAGGUUCCUGUUCCGGAACGACCCAACGGCCGAGCCUGAGGUGUACAUCAUGGACGUCGCCACCUUCGGGGCAACUUGUUCGCCGUGUGCCGCGCAGUUUGUGAAAAACAAGAACGCGGAGGAGUUCUCGAAGCAGUAUCCCGAGGCGGCGAAGGCAAUCGUGGAGAACCAUUAUGUCGACGACUACUACGACAGCGCGUCGACGGUCGACGAAGCGAUUCAGCGGGCGAAGGAGGUCAGACUCAUCCACUCGAAAGCGGGCUUCGAGAUCCGCAAUUGGGUGGCCAGUUCAAGCGAGGUUGUCAGCGCGCUGGGCGAGAAGGAAGCCGAUCAGAAAGUUCACCUCAGCCAAAACAAGACGACCGGUUACGAACGAGUACUGGGCAUUGUGUGGAACACGAGCACCGACGAGUUCUUGUUCUCGGCCGAGAUGAGAGAGGAUCUGGAGCGGUACUUGAAAGGAGAGCUGCGGCCCACGAAGCGGGUGGUGUCGAGCUGCGUAAUGAGCCUGUUCGACCCUCAAGGUUUUCUGAUCUCGUUCACGAUCUUCGGGCGGAUUUUGAUCCAGGACUUGUGGCGGGCUGGCUGUGAUUGGGACAAGGCGGUCGACGACGAAGCGUGGGAGAAAUGGAAGCGCUGGGUGAGUCGCCUGCAAGAAGUUGAAGGCGUUCGAAUCCCGCGGUACUACUUCCAGGGCGCGCACGAUCUGAACUACGAGACGUUGGAGCUUCAUGUGUUCUGCGACGCGAGUCAGUGCGCUUAUGGUGCUGUCGCCUUCUUCUGGAUUAUGUCGUCGAUGGGCCCAAUCUGCGCGCUCGUGUCCGGGAAGUCAAAAGUGGCACCGCUGAAGCUGCUCAGCAUCCCACGCUUGGAACUGCAGUCAGAUGUGGUCGGCUCGAGACUCAUGAACUUCGUGCAGGAGAACCACACCCUCAAGAUUGCGGAACGAUUCAUCUGGUCAGACUCUGAAGUUGCUUUGUCGUGGAUCCAUUCUGACCAGCGAAAGUAUAAGCAAUUCGUUGCCUUUCGCGUCGGCGAAAUUCUGACGCUGACCAAGCAGAGCGAGUGGCGGAAGGUGCCAUCAAAGCUGAAUCUGGCAGACAUGCUCACCAAGUGGGACAAAAGCACACAGCAGGUGCAGCUGAACACGCCCGAGGAGAUGCGAGCGAGUGUGCUGUACCACAGCAUCAUUGUCACCGAGCAAAUCAUCGAUCCUCACAACUUCUCUCGCUGGACGGUGAUGGUAAGAUCCGUGGCAUGCCUGGCUCGAUUUCGCUCCAAUUGUCGCAGAAAAGCAAAGGGUUUGCCGAUCGAAGCACUUCCUCUUUCGAAGGCGAUGAAGGGGCUCGUGAAAAGGACCGUGCAAGCAGUUCCAGUCCCGCUGAAGAGGGAAGAAUACCAGAUGGCGGAAACAUACUUGUGGAGAUGGGCGCAAGCGGACUACUUCCCGGACGAGGUGACAACCCUUCUUAAAAACCUCGAAUUCCCCGCGGACAAGAAGCUACCCCUGGAGAAGAGCAGCGUGCUGUACAAGCUGACCCCGUUCCUGGAUGAGCAGAAAGUGAUGCGAGUUGACGGUCGACUUGAGCGAGCUACCAUGAUUCCGUUUGAGGUUCGCUUUCCCGUCAUCCUGCCCAAAGGUCAUCCAGUGACAACGAAGCUGCUGGAGUACUAUCACCAGAAGAUGGGCCACGCGUACUUCGAGACGGCAAUCAACGAGCUUCGGCAGCGUUUCUUCAUCCCGAACCUACGAGCCGAGCUGAAGCGGGUGAUGACGGCGUGCGUGAAGUGCAAGGUGGAGAAAAGCGUACCGGCGAUCCCGAGAAUGGCACCACUUCCAGUCCAGCGUGUGACUCCACAUCAGCGGGCGUUCAGCUACACCGGGGUCGACUACUUCGGCCCAGUAGCAGUGACGGUCGGGCGGCGUUCCGAAAAGCGUUGGGUCAGCCUCUUCACGUGUUUGACCACGCGUGCCAUCCAUCUGGAAGUCGUGCAUAGUUUGACCACACAGUCGUGCGUCAUGGCUAUCAGACGAUUCGCUUGCCGGAGAGGAAUGCCCAUCGAGUUCUUCAGCGACAACGGCACGAACUUCCAGGGCGCGAGUAAGGAGAUCGUACGCGUGGACGCGGAAUGCAGAGAAGAGUUCACCGACGCCAGAACGAGCUGGAACUUCAACCCACCAUCAGCGCCGCACAUGGGCGGGGCCUGGGAGAGGCUUGUGAGGUCGGUCAAGGAAGCUCUGAAGGCGUUCGACGACGGGAGAAAGCUGACGGACGAAGUGUUGCUGACCAGUUUGGCGGAAGCGGAGGAUCUCAUCAACACACGUCCGCUGACGUACCUGUCAACCGAAGCAGGAUCAACCGAAGCUCUCACGCCCAACCAUUUCUUGCGAGGAGUGUCGACCAACGAUGGAACUCAACGCGCGGAAUCGACCAGUCCAGCCGAAGCUCUCCGAGACUGCUACAAGCGGUCGCAACUCCUUGCUGACUGCUUUUGGAAACGCUGGAUUGCGGAGUACCUUCCAACCCUGAACCAACGGACGAAGUGGCACGCGGAGGCGGAGCCUAUCGCGUGUGGAGAUGUCGUCUACGUCGUGGAAGGCGCUAAUCGCGGUAACUGGGUCCGGGGCAUCGUGACGGAGGUCUUCAAGGGUGCCGAUAGACGCAUUCGGCAGGCGAUGGUGAGGACAUGCAGAGGAGAGCUGAAGCGGCCGGUGAGCAAACUGGCGGUGCUAGAAAUCCAGGAGCGUAAAACUGGUGCGAAGGAGGCUCCACCCACCAGAGUUACGGGGCGGGGCGAUGUUGGCACCGCGAUGAACCAUCCUAGCGCAGCACGUGAAACACGACAGGCAAAAGGGAACGCAUAA